GCAUCGAUUUCCCAGCCAAACUCAAUCAUCAUGGCUUUCAAUGAGAAGGCAGCCGUGAAUGACACGGAGCUGGGAAGCCCUAGGGACUCCACUGAAGAGCACGAGGUUUUCAAGAAGACCGAGGACGGCGUUAGCUUCCGCAGUGUUGGGUGGUUCAAGGCGUGUAUCAUUUUCGUGAAGGUCCUCUUCGCGACGGGUGUUCUAUCGCUGCCAGCUUCACUUUACUCCCUCGGUGCGGUGGGUGGCUCGAUCAGUAUCGUCGCAUGGGGCGCGUUUAACACGUACUCUUUCGUGAUUCUGGGCGACUUUCGCAAGAAGCACCCUCAUUGCCACUCCAUCGCCGAUAUGGCAGAAGUUGCCGGCGGUUUCUUCGCAAAGGAGCUUACCGGUUUGCUCUUCCUCAUUGGAUAUGUCCUUGUCGUGGGUAGUGGUAUCAUUGGAGUUUCAACGGCCUUGAAUGCGCUUUCGCACCACUCUGCAUGCACUGUCUGGUGGUCUUUGAUUGGAGCGGUUGUCAUCGUUGCGACAGCUUCUGUACGCAAACUCCAGCAUGUGGGAUGGCUCACAUAUGCAGGCUUCAUCUCAAUCUAUGCCGCAGUUCUGAUAGUUGUCAUUGGAGUCACAACGCGCGACCGGCCAGCUGCCGCGCCUCAGGAGGGCCCUUACGACCUCGGCUAUGUCGCCAUCAACAACCCUGGAUUUGCUGCUGGCAUGGUUGCUUCCAGCACUAUAUUCGUCUCUACGGCCGGUACCAGCGCUUUCAUCCCAGUGAUGUCGGAGAUGCGAAACCCAAAGGAUUAUAAAAAGGCGUUGUAUUGGUGCAUGAUUGUGGUUAAUGCGUCAUACCUCGCUUUCAGCUUGGUUGUUUAUCGUUGGUGUGGACAGUGGGUUGCUAGUCCAUCUUUGGGUAGCGCCGGGCAGACGAUCAAGAUGGUAUCUUACGGUGUUGCACUGCUGGGACUGGUUGUAAGCGCCACAAUCUACUUGCAUGUCGCUGCCAAAUACAUUUUUGUGCGCAUACUAGGUAAUACGCGCCAUUUGCAGGCCAACACUGUCGUUCAUUGGGCGACCUGGCUGGGUUGCACGAUUAGUCUAGGUGCUAUCUCCUUCAUCCUCAGCGAGACUAUCCCUAUCUUCAACUAUCUGGUUGCCCUGAUUGGUCACUACCGAAAUGGUACAUUUAUGCAAAAGGUAAUUUAUCUAUUGCACUGGGGAAUGGUUCUUCUCGGAAUUUUCUUCCUUAUUGGUGCGACGUACGGUGUUGUCAUUCAGAUCAUUGAUGCCUACGCAACGGGAAUGAUUGGCUCCACUUUCAGCUGCCUCGACAACUCCAAUUCAUCAUGA
Messenger RNA from Penicillium coprophilum, 1344 nucleotides. RefSeq lists its product as uncharacterized. Gene Ontology annotation, biological process: amino acid transmembrane transport. NCBI's taxonomy places the organism in Eukaryota, Fungi, Ascomycota, Eurotiomycetes, Eurotiales, Aspergillaceae. Gene Ontology annotation, cellular component: vacuolar membrane. The annotation marks the transcript as partial. The record is from RefSeq and is a predicted model, not a curated record. Gene Ontology annotation, molecular function: amino acid transmembrane transporter activity. The transcript has 5 exons.